AUGUAUUUUCAAUUCUACAUUCUAGUUUCCUUAGUGUCGUCUCUGUCUCUAGUCUUGGCAGGGACGCCCAUCCCUAACAUUUCACCAUUCUUGGUUAAUGGUGUACUUGAUGGCCCUGGAAGCGUUAAUGCAUCCGACUAUAAUUCCGGAGGCACGAACUCUGUCAAUGGCUUCACAGUGACCAUUCCCAAGAACUUGAUUGUACAGUUCCCAGCAGCAUGGGUUUCCUUUCCUAAGUUGGCUGCUGCAGGUCUGAGUGGCUACGAAGUCUCUGUUGCUGGAAAAGUAGUCAACGGAAAGGUAAUUGCUGGACAAAUCCAACUUUCACAACUUUUUCUGAAGUUCGGACAAGGCUACAUCUCGGCCGUGGACACCGCAGCUGGCACCUUGUCGAUUCUCGGAGGCCUAAUAGUCCGGAUCAAUAAUCCUAACAGCGUCUGCUCAAAGGGCACUACUGGCAACGAGCUCUUUACUGCCGAUGACGAGAACCCAAGCAUCACUGCCUUUUCCAGAUUUCCUAUAUGCAUUCCUCGGUCUGGCGACGAUCCGAAAUAUCCUUCCUCAAAUCGCCCUGCUGGACAGUUGAGCUUUGAGGCCCCUAAUCCUCUCGUCAUAGCCCCUUUUAUUGUUGGCGACUUCCUUAAGUUUGGUGGUAUCAAACUUCCAAAUAGCAAGAUGCUCGUGUACAGCAUUAUUGCGCCCAACGUCCAGAUCACCACGAAAGCCUCAGCUACCGUGCCAAAUUAUAUUAGAGCUGAAGACGCCCUCAUUGCUGUUUUUGAUAACAAGCCUGCCGCAGAAUUCGCGGACACUAGAUUCAUCGGCUACCUAUCUGACUUCACGUCCUCUGGCGUCUCUGUUACCAUCAACGCAAUCGAUGUUGAUCCAUGCACUGGCGAUAUCACCGAAAGAGUCAUUGGAAACGCAAUUCCAAAAGCUGGUGACCUUCGGGGCAAAUGGAUCUUCCGCGCAGACUCGACGACUUUAUCCAGGUAUACAAGGGAGCACCGCAAUGGAAUCGUCGCUAGCCAAUUCGUGCAGCCAAUCACGGCAUGGGUCUUCCCAGAACCGAAUGUGCCUGGUGUCGAACAACCGCCCUUUGACUUCAAUGGAAUCAACGACGAUGGAAAUUAUUAUGGACAGUUGAGCCCAUUCCCUGGUCCCGCACCACCAGCUGCCAUCCCGUCGACGUGCACCACAAACCCAACUCCCGUCGCAACUCCUAUUGCCAAAGUCAACACAGUUGCAGACGUCCGCAAAGGCGCUCUCGUCACCCUGGUCGGCUCCAACACCGAAGCCAGCCUCACUAACGCCGACCUCAACUUUGCCUGGACCCAGAUCGCCGGCUCGCCUACAGUCACUCUCACAGGGUCUGAUAAACCCUCGGCUUCCUUUACCACGCCCGCUGUCACCACCAUUACAACCUUCACCUUCUCCCUCAAAAUCUCGCUCAAAUCUAGCCCCAGCGUAUCCAGCACGGACACCGUGACAUUCAGAGUAGAUCCGAAAAAGCUCGACGUCGUGGUCAUUGAUACGUACACGUGGGCGAGCACCCAAAGGGGUACGAUUGCGGUGACGCUGCAUUCGAAUGUUGUGGAUGGGAGCAAUACGGCCAUGACGCUCAUCUUGGGCGGGACGACGCAGCUGGUUAUUGCGAGGAGUACGAAGAAGCCGACUAGUGUGCAGGCGAGGAGUAAUAUUGGGGGGUUGAGUGCAGUUGUGACUACUACGACGUCGAAAAAGAGGUCGGUGGUGGAGAGGAGGGCGGAGAUAUUGGUGGGGAUAUCGGAUGCUCAUCAAUGA
Messenger RNA from Mytilinidion resinicola, 1803 nucleotides. RefSeq lists its product as uncharacterized. The transcript has 7 exons. The record is from RefSeq and is a predicted model, not a curated record. The coding region runs from base 1 to 1803 and encodes 600 amino acids. Lineage: Eukaryota; Fungi; Ascomycota; Dothideomycetes; Mytilinidiales; Mytilinidiaceae.